This is a messenger RNA of Aureobasidium pullulans EXF-150, 1674 nucleotides long. Its product is annotated as general substrate transporter. The record is from RefSeq and is a predicted model, not a curated record. The transcript has 4 exons. Gene Ontology annotation, cellular component: membrane. Gene Ontology annotation, biological process: carbohydrate transport; transmembrane transport. Lineage: Eukaryota; Fungi; Ascomycota; Dothideomycetes; Dothideales; Saccotheciaceae. The coding region runs from base 1 to 1674 and encodes 557 amino acids. Gene Ontology annotation, molecular function: carbohydrate:proton symporter activity.
AUGUUCGGCAAGAAGUACUAUGGCCUUACAGGCACUAAACUGAACAUUGCAGUCGGUGUUAUCGCCGGUCUCGAUUUUCUGCUCUUCGGUUAUGAUCAAGGUGUCAUGGGCGGUCUGCUCACCCUUAAAUCUUUUACUAGGACCUUCCCCGAGAUCAACACACAAUCUCCUCCUCGUGGCCAAACUGCUUCGUACGUCUCCACCGUCCAGGGUAUCUCAAUCGCUUCUUACAACUUGGGAUGCUUUGUCGGUGCAUUAAUGACAAUCUGGAUUGGAGACUGGCUUGGACGCCGUAAGACGAUCUUCUUAGGAUCCGCAAUUAUGGUUAUUGGUGCUACACUCCAGACAUCUGCUUUCUCUCUCGGCCACUUGAUUGCAGGCAGAGUUAUUACUGGCGUCGGCAACGGUAUGAACACUUCAACGGUACCUUCAUGGCAGAGUGAAUGUUCCAAAUCACAUCGUCGUGGCCAGAUGGUCAUGAUUGAGGGUGCUUUGAUUACCGGCGGUGUUUGUAUGUCCUACUGGAUCGACUUUGGUUUCUCCUUCCUCGAACCCUCGACUGUUUCAUGGCGAUUCCCUAUUGCUCUCCAGAUCUUGUUCGCCCUCAUCAUCUUGAUGUUCAUUAUGGGUCUGCCAGAAUCACCUAGAUGGCUUAUCAUGAAGGGUCAAGAAGACGAAGCUCUGAACGUUCUCUGCGCCUUAAACGACAAGAACUCCGAAGACCCCUACAUCGUCAGCGAAUUCGCUGCCAUUAAGGACUCUGCGAUGAUUAUGCAACAAGGUGGCUUUAGAGAUCUCUUCACCAUGGACGAGGACCGCAACUUCCACCGUGUCGUUCUUGCCUACGUCAAUCAGAUGUUUCAGCAGAUCUCAGGCAUUAACCUUAUCACGUAUUACGCCGCAUCGAUUUACGAGACCAGCAUUGGCCUUUCGGGCUUCCUCUCUCGUAUCUUGGCUGCUGCCAACGGAACAGAGUACUUCCUCGCGUCUUGGAUUGCAGUUUUCACUAUCGAGAAGUUCGGUCGCCGCCAACUCAUGUUGUUUGGUGCUGCGGGACAGGCCGCUUCUAUGGCCAUCCUUGCUGGAACCACUUCGAGAACAUCCUCUGGUCUUGGUAUCACUGCCGCUGUCUUCCUCUUCGUUUUCAACACUUUCUUCGCCAUUGGUUGGCUCGGCAUGACUUGGCUCUACCCUGCUGAGAUUGUCCCUCUUCGUAUCAGAGCUCCUGCUAAUGCUCUGGCCACCUCUGCUAAUUGGAUUUUCAACUUCAUGGUCGUAAUGAUCACCCCUGUCGCCUUCGAGACCAUCGGGUAUCAAACAUACAUCAUUUUUGCUGUCAUUAACGCAUUCAUCGUCCCUUGCGUGUACUUUUUCUACCCUGAAACCCGCCUCCGCUCCCUCGAAGAAAUGGACGAAAUCUUCCGCAACACCACCUCCAUCUUCAACGUCGUCAGCGUCGCCCGCGACACACCCAAUCGCUACGGCAAGAACGGCGAACUCCUCAUCAACUACAUGGACACCGAAGCCGCUGCUGGCGCACGCCGCAGAAGUUCGCUUGUGGAGCCCAAGUAUGGUCACCAUUCCAAGGGUGGCAAGGGUGACGGCGAGCAAGUUGAGAGAUUGGAGAAUGGAUAUGGAUCUAGCUCUGCUGCUAGUGGUAAUGAGAAGGUUUAG